UUCGCCCACUGGUAUCUCCCUGCCCUUCUCCCAGUCUCCUAGGAGCCAUCCCUAGCCAGCCCCUGGACCCGGAAGGGGGAAGGAACAGGUAGCAAUCUCAGCAUCCAGGAGAUUCACCAUGACCAGGGCCUUGAAAGAGGCUCUUCUACAGCACUUUAUACAUCAGAAGCUGGAGAUUGCUUAUGCCAUAAACAAGCCAUUUCCCUUCUUCGAAGGCCUCCGAGACAACUUCUUCAUCACCGAGAGACUGUACCAGGAAUCUCUGGAAGCCUGUAGAAAUCUGGUCCCUUUAUCCAGGGUCGUGUACAACAUCCUCACUCAGGUGGAGACCACGUUCAGUCUGUCAUUUCUGCAGAUGUUGUUCAGCCGAAUAAACCUGAGUGAAUACCCCAACUUGAUGAUGACUUUCAAGAGCUUCAAAAGGGUUGUCAUUUCCAACGGAGGGGGGAGCAGAAUCUCAACGAUCCCUCUGGAAGCCGCAGCCGACCCAGUAGGAAGUAGCUCCCUCUGGGCACUGCUGCCGCUGUCCACCUGCCAACACCCCCCAUCGAGCAGCCCGCCCUGCUCACCCAGUGUUGGCGAGCCCGGAGCACCUGCCCAGCCCGGCGCCGAGAUCCUGCACAAGCAGCCCAGCCCUGCUGGCCUCACCGUGGCUCUCCCCGGAAUCAUCCAGGAAGGAAGCCUCACUCCGGUGUCCAGUGACAACCUGGUCCCCCAAAUAAAAGAUAAAGAAGACACUCAAGAGAUGUCCUGCGCUCCAUCAGGCCCCAUGCCAGUGAUAAGAGAUGAUGGUCCUGAACAAAGUGACCCAGAGGAGCUCCGAGAGGCACCCAGGGCACCUCCCAGCAAGAAAGGAAAGAAGAGAAAAAGAAGUAUCUGGUUAACCUCAAAGAAGAGACACCAGAAAAAAAGACUCCCAAGAGGGGCGCCCUUACCUGGGCGUGGAAUCCAAAAGACGCUCCAAGUGGUGGAGCAGGUGACUCACAGAGAGGACGACUCAACCAGGAACACAAAGGUCAUGACGAGAGCAAGAAAGAGGACAGAAUGUGCCCAAACGCCUGCACCAGAGGAGGUCAGUGAUGACACUUCAGAGAUGGAUGAAGGAAAGAGACCCCAGGAGCCACCCAGCACACCACCAAGACUCACCCACGGUAAAGAUCCCAUGGAUAAGGGAAGCGAACUGUCUUUGGGAAAAUCUCCUGGGGAAAAACGAAGGAAGAGAAAAAUACAUAGCUGGUCAAGUUCAAAAAAAAGACAGAAAAAAAGUCUCCCAAGAGGAAAACUUGACACUCAGCCCUCUAAGCUUCUCCUGUGGGUAUACAAAGGGUCAGCCUCACCUGGACGCAGAACCCAAGAGAUGCUCCAAGUGGUGGAUCAGGUGACUGAAAGGAAGGACGACUCAACCAGAAGUUCAAAGGUCAUGACACGGGCCCAGAAAACAAGGGCUGAACAUGCCCCAAAGCCUGCACCAAAGGAAAAGAAAAGGAUAAAAGAUGUCUAUUCAAGUGCAACAACAAGUUGUCAGAGAAAUAUUCCCAUAAAAGAAAAAUCCAAAGAUGAAACUCUGGAUUUUCACUCUCCUGAACUUCCUGUGACCUGUGGUGAGGCAAAGGGGAUUUUAUAUAAGGAGAAAAUGAAACAAGGCUCCUCAGAGAAGUGUAUUCAGAACGAGAAGGGACUUUGGUUCACACCAAGAGAAUUUGAAAUUGAAGGAAAACGGAAACAAUCGAAGAACUGGAAGCGGAGUGUGUUUUGCAGAGGAAAGAACCUAGAACAGCUGCUGGAGAAAGGACUUUUGCUCUGUCCUCCAAGAAAAAGUCUCAAGAGAGAGCAGGAAAACUCCAGGGAAUGUGAGGUAUGCUGUAGAGGCGGGCCGCUGCUCUGCUGUGACACUUGCCCGAGGGCCUUUCAUGAGGACUGUCACAUCCCACCUGCGGAGGCCGAGAGGAGCCCGUGGAGUUGCACCUUCUGCAGGAUGAAGGAGUCUUCUGGAAGCCAGCAGUGUCUCGGGGAAUCUGGGGUCCUGGCAAGGCAGAUGCAGCCCGAGGAGCAGUUGAAAUGUGAAUUUCUCCUCUUGAAAGCCUACUGUCAUCCGCAGAGCUCUUUCUUUAUGGAGACCCCACGUAAUAUUCGAGAUUACGGUGAGCCCUUUAGGGAAGCCAUGUGGUUGGACCUGGUUAAAGAAAGGCUGGCUGAGAAAGUGUACACAGUGGCCUGGUUUCUACGGGACAUGCGUCUGAUAUUUCGCAACCAUAAAACAUUUUACAAGGCUUCUGACUUUGGUCAGGUAGGACUGGAUUUAGAGGCAGAAUUUGAAAAGGACCUCAAACAAGUGCUUAUUUUUCAUGAAGCCAAUGAGAACAGCUUCCAGGUUCCUCCUUGAUCCUGUUCUGGAUGAACUAAGGCAUCCCAACUUCAGGAUCCAGAUAACGUGGCCCUGGCCAUCCUUAGAUUGCCAACGAGUCUGGAAUGUUAUUGGCUGCCUCUUGACUCAAAUCCAGACCCUUCAGAGCAUUGCCACACCCUCCACCACCUUUUAUUGUCUCUUUUUAUAUUUCGCACCUCAAAAAAAUUAAAUUAAAUAUUUCCUUAAUACUAUUGAAUACCCCAUCACAGUUCAUAUUCUCCCCAUUGUCUCAUAAAUCUUUUUACAAUUGUUGUUUGAAUUGGGAUCCAAAAAGCUUCCACACACUGAAUUUGGCUAAUCUAUAUCUUAAGGCUCUUUUAAUCUGUAAAUUCCCCACUGCCUGUUUUCCUUGCU
Molecule: messenger RNA, 2761 nt
Organism: Kogia breviceps (pygmy sperm whale)
Lineage: Eukaryota; Metazoa; Chordata; Mammalia; Artiodactyla; Physeteridae
Source: RefSeq, a predicted model, not a curated record